AUGACGACCACAACCGCCCCCCUUUCCCAGGCAUUUGGGUAUGGGAUAAUCAUUGGCCUCGGCUUUCUUUUCGCCUUGGGUAUGAUUGCGACUACCUGGGCGCUCAAACGCUAUCAGAAUGAAGUCCAAACCUCAGAAAUGUUCAGUACCGCCGGUCGUACUGUUAAGACCGGUUUGGUAGCCUCCGCCGUCGUAAGUUCAUGGACAUGGGCGGCAACGCUCCUGCAGUCAUCGGGGAUCGCAUACAAGUACGGAGUUUCGGGCCCGUUCUGGUAUGCGAGCGGUGCGACAGUGCAGAUCUUGUUGUUUGCGACACUGGCCAUUGAGCUCAAGAGGAAGGCGCCCAAUGCACAUACGUUUUUGGAGGUUAUCAGAGCGCGAUAUGGCGCCGGGGCGCAUGUGACGUUCAUGUUCUUUGGACUGUGUACUAAUAUAUUGGUUACGGCAAUGUUGUUGACUGGCGGGUCUGCGGUGGUUACUUCUUUGACUGGUAUGAGCACAGCUGCAGCCUGUUUCCUCUUGCCUGUUGGUGUUAUUAUUUACACUCUGUUCGGUGGUAUCAAGGCAACCUUCCUCACAGACUACAUUCACACCGUCGUCAUCCUUGUCAUCAUCUUUAUCUUUGCCUUCACCACAUAUGCCACCUCCCCGCUCCUCGGCUCCCCUGGUGCCGUCUACGACCUCCUUGUCGCAGCCGCUGAGCGCCACCCCGUCUCCGGAAACGCCGGCGGGUCAUAUCUCACCAUGCAAUCCACCGAGGGCGCAAUCUUCUUCGUCAUCAACAUUGUCGGCAACUUUGGAACCGUCUUCUGCGACAACGGAUACUUCAACAAAGCCAUCUCCGCCUCACCUGCCUCCGCGCUCCCCGGAUACGUACUUGGUGGUCUCUCAUGGUUCGCGAUCCCGUGGCUGUGCGCGACGACAAUGGGACUUGCCUGUUUGGCGCUUGAGACCAACCCGGCGUUCCCGGGCUUUCCGGCGAGGAUGUCGGAUAUCGAUGUCGAAGCUGGGUUGGUGCUUCCGAAUGCAGCCGUGGCACUUCUCGGAAAGGGAGGUGCGGCUUGUACAUUGGUCUUGAUCUUUAUGGCUGUUACCUCCGCGACCUCUGCUGAGCUUAUUGCUGUCUCGAGUAUCUUCACAUAUGAUGUCUACCAAACAUAUGUUAACCCCAAGGCCACCGGAAAGAGCUUGAUCUACAUGUCGCACUUGUGCGUUGUGAUCUUUGGUUUCGUGAUGGCGGGAUUCAGUGUGUUGCUAUGGCAUAUCGGUGUCUCCAUGGGAUACCUGUACCUUCUUAUGGGAGUCAUGAUUUCCAGCGCCGUGCUCCCCGCAUCAUUGACGCUCCUAUGGAAGAAGCAAAACAAAUGGGCCGCCACCUUCUCCCCCAUCCUCGGAUUGGCCUGCAGUCUCGUCGCCUGGCUUGUCACCACCAAGGUACAGUUCGGUGAGAUCACCGUCAAGAGCAGUGGAUCAAACAUGCCCAUGCUUGCCGGUAACGUCGUCGCCCUUCUCUCCCCCGUCGUCUUCGUCCCUCUUCUAACCUUCGCCCUCGGCGCCGACAACUACGACUAUGAGUCCAUGCGUCUCAUCCGCAAGAGCGACGACGCCGACAUUGCCGCUGCCGCGGACGUCGACCCUGAACUUUUGCGCGGCCAGCCCUCGAGCUCCGAUAACUCCAUCGCUGAGCAAGAGAACCUCACCAAGAGUGCCAAGAUCGCGCGCAUCAUCACUGUGGUCAUGACGCUGUCGCUGCUCAUCCUCUGGCCGUUCCCAAUGUAUGGCAGUGGAUAUGUGUUUUCAAAGAAGUUCUUUACGGGGUGGGUCGGUGUGGGAAUUGCCUGGUUGUUUUUGUCGACGAUGAUGGUCGGAGUCUACCCGUUGUGGGAGGGAAGAAAGUCGAUGGCGCAUACGGCGAAGAGUAUCUAUUUGGAUCUGACGGGCAAGAGGGGCCCGAUGAUUCAGGGCAGGAUGGCGGCCGUGGAGGCGGAUGGGGAUGAGGUGGUGAAGGAGAAGAGUUGA
Messenger RNA from Morchella importuna, 2019 nucleotides. RefSeq lists its product as uncharacterized. Bases 1 to 2019 code for a protein of 672 amino acids. Gene Ontology annotation, molecular function: putrescine transmembrane transporter activity; spermidine transmembrane transporter activity; urea transmembrane transporter activity. The transcript has 5 exons. Lineage: Eukaryota; Fungi; Ascomycota; Pezizomycetes; Pezizales; Morchellaceae. The record is from RefSeq and is a predicted model, not a curated record. Gene Ontology annotation, cellular component: plasma membrane. Gene Ontology annotation, biological process: putrescine transport; urea transmembrane transport; spermidine transport.